GAGAGUUCUCGAGCUACUGAGGGAUGGGUCUCCCCGAGCUGACGAGGAGGCGUCCGAGGGUCAACCUGUGUAUCUCUCAAGUCACCAAUAUGGACCCGCCUAGAAAAAUCCCUCCAGGCUGUUAUGACUGCGGAGACGGCUUCUAUAACCCGACCACGAGGAUUGUCAAGGACUAUAAGAAUCGCUUUCUGAGAAAUGCAGAUGAUGACGAGCAUGAGUGGAUCAUCCGGACCUGUCGGAAGGGCUGGGACGAGACCAUGGGUCCUAAGCCCAAGCCAUGAGUGCUAAGCCCCCUCGGUCACAAGCUUCCUUCUGUGCCCCUGGCAUUGGCUGGCCCAGGGGACAGGCUGUAGUUUUAG
Balaenoptera acutorostrata (minke whale) is the source of this 359-nucleotide messenger RNA. RefSeq names its product MORN repeat containing 5 (gene MORN5). Lineage: Eukaryota; Metazoa; Chordata; Mammalia; Artiodactyla; Balaenopteridae. Bases 24 to 281 code for a protein of 85 amino acids. The transcript has 3 exons. The record is from RefSeq and is a predicted model, not a curated record.